AUGGUAAAUAUAUGCUUCGGAUAAAGGUUUCAAGGACUCGACAUCAUCAUAUUCAUUGGAAUUGUUCUUAUGUCUAGGUCUAACGUAUGUCGCGGACAAGGCAGAAGAACUGGGGAUAUAUAUUCUAGCGUUUUAGUCAUAACGAUUACAGGAAUGUCGUUGGACCCGACAUUUCAAUUUGUGAAAAAUAUGAUUGUCAGUUCAAUCGCGCGUCCAGAUGGACAUAAACUGCCUUUUGACUGCUGCUUUCACUUGGUCCUCCAUCUCGAAAUUCAGGAUACUUUAGCCCUGAAUAUGCAUAGAUAGCGAUGAACGGCAUUUCUUCAGUGUUACAGCAGGAAACAAAUGUUGCAGGAUACGACGGCUUGAUUAUGGUUGAAGAUGGAUGGGAACUGACCGGAUACGAGCCAUAUCAAACCUUUCUUUCGGGAUGGCUGCGUCUCAAUCCUCAAGACUAUCCUGGGGCAGGAAAAUCGAUACUGAAGGGCAUUGAGGGGAUGGCAUACUCCUGCGUGGUAAUGGUUGCUAAAGCAUACGGAAGUCUGAUCAGGAAGACUAUUAGAGAUCCAGAUGAUCGUGUGCCUUCCAAUCCAUCUAUUCAAAGUAUUAUGGGUGGCGACCAUACCAAAGAUUCCGAGGUUGUGCAGAUGUACCAGAACAAUUCAUACAAAGGACCGAACGUGUCGAUUAUUCUGGACGAAAAUGGCGAGAAGGCAUUCUACACAAUUAUGAGUGUAUUUCAAGGGUGAUCUGCCUGGCGAUGUCCCACCUGGAGCUGUUCAGAAUCCACAAUGGAGCAACGCAGCAGGAGCUGCCUUUGGAAUUUUUUUGCAUUAUUGGCAUGGUCU
Molecule: messenger RNA, 848 nt
Organism: Gamsiella multidivaricata
Lineage: Eukaryota; Fungi; Mortierellomycota; Mortierellomycetes; Mortierellales; Mortierellaceae
Exons: 5
Coding region: 309-749 (146 amino acids)
Source: RefSeq, a predicted model, not a curated record